Molecule: messenger RNA, 532 nt
Organism: Phialemonium atrogriseum
Lineage: Eukaryota; Fungi; Ascomycota; Sordariomycetes; Cephalothecales; Cephalothecaceae
Exons: 1
Coding region: 122-382 (86 amino acids)
Biological process (GO): peptidyl-serine phosphorylation; regulation of mRNA processing; spliceosomal complex assembly
Cellular component (GO): cytoplasm; nucleus
Molecular function (GO): protein serine/threonine kinase activity; ATP binding
Source: RefSeq, a predicted model, not a curated record
GGGCAGGCCGUGCCGUAAUUAGCGGCGCCGAAACGGGCAGGGACGUGCGGUGGCUUCACGGCGUGGCACGUGCUUCCUUUGGUGGGUGCCUAUUUCACACCUCCAACUUUCUAUUGCUUCCAUGUCAAAGGCAACAUAUAUGGAUUCAACAGAUCUGAGCUCUCUUCGAUACAGACACUCCAAUGUCUCUGCCGAAGAUCUGGAGAAAUAUUGCAAGGGUGGAUGCUGUCCCAUCGAUAUCGGCGACGAAAUCGCGGAUGGCCGAUUCAAGAUAGUGCACAAACUUGGCUUCGGUGGCUUCUCCACUGUUUGGCUCGCGCGAGACCGGACUAAGGAGCGCUAUGUUGCCUUCAAGGUCAUCGUUGCCGACCACUCGGAUUAGUACGAGUCGACUCCCAAGAUCUCGAGUCUCAUGCGGACGCAUCCAGCCUGGUUCGUGCCUGAACUGGAACGAUUGAACGUCGACAGUCGAAAUGGGCGUCAUCUCUGUCAAGUCUUUCCGGUUCUCGGACCAUCGCUCUACAAACUUACC